AUGGGUCCUCAUCACAUGGAGUCGUCGCUCGAGUCCGGUUAUGCCUCCGGUGCCUCAUCAUCCGCCUCUCUCCCAUCAAUUGUUCUCGCCAAACCACACCUUAAGUUCUUGAACCAAGCACUUAACAACCUCGCCCCCAUUGACGUCUUACGAUGGUGUAAGAUUACCUUCCCCAACCUCUACCAGACGACCGCCUUCGGAAUUUCAGGCUUAGUCACUCUGGAUAUGCUCUCCAAGAUCCAUUCCGAGACUCCAGACCUCCCUACCAUUGACGCCAUUUUCCUUGAUACACUAUAUCACUUCAAGGAGACACAUGCUCUGAUUGAAAAGACCAAAGCACGAUAUCCCAACGUCCAUCUUCAUGUCUACAAGCCUGAAGGUGUUGAGACCACUGCCGAGUUCGAAGCACGACACGGAAAGGAGCUAUGGAAGUCCAAUGACAAGCUUUACGACUGGGUGGCCAAGGUCGAGCCUGCCCAACGCGCCUAUUCGGAUCUCUCUGUGGCUGCUGUCCUCACAGGUCGCAGACGAUCGCAAGGUUCCAAACGUGAGAGUCUCGACAUCAUCGAAAUUGACGAAGCUGGCCUGAUAAAGAUCAAUCCUCUCGCUUCAUGGAGUUUCAAGCAAGUUCAGGACUACGUCAAGGAGCACAACGUCCCAUACAACGAACUUUUGGAUCGAGGAUACAAGAGUGUCGGUGAUUGGCACAGCACCGAACCAGUGAAGGAAGGCGAGGAUGAGCGUGCUGGACGAUGGAAGGGACAAGCCAAGACUGAAUGUGGUAUCCACAACAAGAGAAGCAAGUAUGCUCAAUUCUUGUUCGAGAUGGAUCAAAAGCGUCAACAGGAAGAGCUUUCUGCUGCCUUGAAGGUCGUUGAAGUCCAACCAUCCCCACCCGCUUCGCCUGAAAAUACCGAGAACCAAACUGAAGCUGCUGCCAAGCUGGAAAAGGUUGAUCCCAUGGAGCCUUUGUCAGGAACCGUGGAAAAGAAGUCUGAGGCUAUGGAGGGUGUUGAGUUGACCCCACCAUCGACGCCACCAGUUGAAGCCAUGGAUGGAGUUGAGGUUUCGGUUUUAGAGAAAGACCAACUUCUUGAAGAGCAAGUGCCUACCUUGGAGGAGAUCCCAGCACCAGCGCCAAUCGAGCAGAUCAAAGUCAUCGAGCCAGCUCAUGUUUCUUUUGCUGGAGAAAGUAAAACAUCGUCUGAGCCCGCUGUGAUCCCUUCGGAGAACAAAACCGAAGCCGUCGCAGCUCCAACCACUGAGCAGACCAAAUUCGAUUCCGACCUUGCUGCUGCCAAGGAGAAGUUUGAGCACCCCGAACAACGAGUCGAGUCUGUGGCCAUCGAGGCUUGA
Messenger RNA from Hymenoscyphus albidus, 1356 nucleotides. The record is from the annotation of a GenBank genome assembly. Lineage: Eukaryota; Fungi; Ascomycota; Leotiomycetes; Helotiales; Helotiaceae.